This is a messenger RNA of Onychostoma macrolepis, 2565 nucleotides long. It is a transcript of the gene asic4b, whose product is annotated as acid-sensing (proton-gated) ion channel family member 4b. Bases 853 to 2529 code for a protein of 558 amino acids. Lineage: Eukaryota; Metazoa; Chordata; Actinopteri; Cypriniformes; Cyprinidae. Gene Ontology annotation, molecular function: ligand-gated sodium channel activity. Gene Ontology annotation, cellular component: membrane. The transcript has 11 exons. Gene Ontology annotation, biological process: sodium ion transmembrane transport. The record is from RefSeq and is a predicted model, not a curated record.
AUUCAUUUCAACUUGUUGUAAAAACAAAACUUUUUCUUUCGAAUUUCUCUUCUUUUUUUCUGGCUUACUGAAAACACACUGUUGAGAAAAUGUAGGGAGUAUCUUAAAAGUUAAUAGCUAGUCAAGCAAUCUUGUUUUGAAUGCUAACUACAUACUGAAAUGAAAUGUAGAUUUUCAUCACCAGAAACAUUUUUAGUGUGCAAAUUAGGUUUUAUCAUCUGAUCAGUAAAAAAAGGGGAAAAAGGGAACAGGAACCAUGGAUUUUCAAAGGUGUGAAGCAUGAAUGCGAGACUGAAAAAGUGCCUGAAGCUGAAGAGAAUUUCAGUCUCCAGCUCAUGCCUCUACUCUCUCUGGAGUCUACGGCUGUGGCACAUCCUGGGGCACUGACACGGCGAACGAAGCACCUCCUCUCACCAUCUGCACUCUGCUCCUCAAACAGCAGCAGACCACAGCACAAACCAAGGAGAAAAGAAGGAGAGAGUGGAAGCAAAGGAUGGAAGAGAAGAAGAGAGAGAUGGGAAUCUGAAGGAAAAGUGCAGAGGUAGGAGAGACUGAUGGACAGAGUAGAAAAAGUAAGUGAAGAAAUAGUAUUGGAAGAAUGAAACAGAGAUGAAGUGAGGAAUGCAGAGCUGAUAAAGGUGAAACUGAAAAGAGAAAUAUUUGUUAUAAAUAGGAACGUAGCUGGGUCCGGGAGAGAAAAACAACCUCAGAGAAAGAAGAUUUAGGAAAAAAAUGUUUAAACAGCCACAGUGUGGUUGAAUAUAGCUGGUGAAACGGAAAAGAGCAGAGGCUCAGGGAGAGAUCAGCAGGAGGGAUCAGAGUCAUUUGCAAAGGACAGCCCUGGCCAACCACAUGCCCAUCGAAUUUGUUUGUAAAAUCAAGUUUGCUGAGGGCGACGAAGCCAAGGGGGCCUCGACAGAAGGAGGCGGAACCGUUAUGCUAGAUGAAGGCCUUCGGCGGCAAAAAGGAGGCAUGGCUGACCUGGCGUCCUUUGCAAGCUCCUCUUCGCUACACGGUCUGGCUCGGGUGUUGGGGACCUCAGGGCGCUUGGGCUUCAGACAGACCCUCUGGGGAUUGGCACUGUUGUCCUCGCUCGGUCUCUUCCUGUACCAGGCGACCUGGAGCACGGCGACUUAUCUAGAGCGACCCCACCUCGCAGCUAUGAGGGAAGAAACCCGUCGUGAGCUCACCUUCCCGGCCAUCACGCUCUGCAACGUCAACCGAUUCCGCUUCUCAGCCCUCACCGACGCAGACAUCUACCACUUGGCUAACCUCACCGGCCUGCCGCCCAAAAGCCGUAAAGGACACCGGCCAAGUGAGCUCCAGUACCCACCCCCUAACAUGCUAGACAUUUUCCAGAGGACUGGCCACCAGCUGGAAGACAUGCUGAAGAGUUGCAACUUCAGCGGGCAGAACUGCUCGAGCGAAGACUUCAGCGUGGUGUAUACACGGUAUGGGAAAUGUUACACAUUUAAUGGAAACAAGACAUCACCCAAGCGGGUAAGGCAAGGCGGCACAGGAAAUGGACUGGAGCUGAUGCUGGAUAUUCAGCAGGAUGAGUAUCUGCCCAUCUGGAGAGAAACCAAUGAGACAACACUGGAGGCAGGUAUUCGGGUUCAGAUUCAUAGUCAGAACGAACCCCCGUACAUCCACCAGCUGGGCUUUGGGGUCUCUCCAGGAUUCCAGACAUUUGUUUCCUGUCAGGAACAGAGGCUAUCAUACUUGCCACAGCCGUGGGGAAACUGUCGGGCUUCAUCUGAGCCUGUGAUCCCAGGAUACGACACCUACAGCGUCAGCGCUUGCAGACUGCACUGUGAGAGCACACAGGUGCAGAGAGAGUGCAACUGCAGGAUGGUGCAUAUGCCAGGCAAUGCUGAUAUCUGCACACCCAGUAAAAUCAAGUGUGUUGACAAGGCUUUAGCUUUACUCCAGAAGAGCACAGGUGACUCAUGCCCCUGCGAGACACCCUGUAAUUUGACUCGGUAUGGAAAAGAGCUCUCUAUGGUUAAAAUCCCCAGCAGGGGCUCUGCUCGCUACCUUUCUCGCAAAUACCAGAAAUCGGAGGAAUAUAUCAGAGACAACUUUCUCAUCUUGGAUAUUUUCUUUGAGGCUCUUAACUAUGAGACAAUAGAACAGAAGAAAGCGUACGACAUCGCUGGUCUGUUAGGAGAUAUUGGUGGACAGAUGGGGCUCUUCAUUGGGGCCAGUAUUCUUACUAUACUGGAAAUACUUGACUAUAUCUAUGAGGUGGUCAAAUACAAAAUCAAGCAACUCCUGAAACCAAAAAAGAGUCAGAAACAACAGAACCAACGGAACUUGAUCCAAGAGCAGAUCCAGAGAACAAAGAACCUGCGAGAACAGAACCUGAAAGCUCAGCUGGCAGCCGGAACUAUAGCUACAGUCAGAUUUGAAGAAGUCAAAGUCAAGGCAGCUAAUGAAGUGGCUCAACCGCACAGUGCACAUCCAACUUCAAUAUUACCAAAUCAUCACAAUGCACAAGCAGUCGUACAGCAGGACUUUGCUUGUUAAGGGACGCCUCUUCUUUUCUGUAUUUAUUUUUCAUAU